Messenger RNA from Dromiciops gliroides (monito del monte), 1514 nucleotides. Its product is annotated as E3 ubiquitin-protein ligase TRIM39-like. Gene Ontology annotation, molecular function: protein binding; zinc ion binding. Lineage: Eukaryota; Metazoa; Chordata; Mammalia; Microbiotheria; Microbiotheriidae. The record is from RefSeq and is a predicted model, not a curated record.
AUAAUGGCAGAUACAGGCCUGAUUGAGGCAGGGGCCUCAGCGGCCUCAGCAGCUACAGCCCUGGAGAACUUACAGGUAGAGGCGAGCUGUUCAGUGUGCCUGGAGUACCAGGAGCCUGUCAUCAUUGAAUGUGGGCACAAUUUCUGCCGAGCCUGCAUUACCCGUUGGUGGGAGGAACUGGAAAGAGACUUCCCCUGCCCUGUUUGCCGCAAGACAUCACGUUAUCGCAGCCUCCGACCCAAUAGGCAACUGGGCAACAUGGUGGAAAUUGCCAAACAGCUACAAGCUGUCAAGCGGAAGACUCGAGAUGAGGGUCUCUGCCCCCAGCACCAUGAAGCCCUUAAUCUCUUUUGCUGCGAGCACCAGGAACCUGUAUGCUUGGUGUGCGAGAUCUCCCAUGCCCACCGGGCUCACACCAUCGUGCCACUGGAUGAUGCUGCACAGGAGUACAAGGAGAAGCUGCAAAAGUGUCUGGAACCUCUGGAGCAGAAACUGCAGGAGAUCACCCAGUGCAAGUCAUCUGAAGAGAAGAAGCCUGGGGAACUCAAGCGUCGAGUGGAGAGUAGGCGGCAGCAGAUUGCAGGGGAGUUUGAGGAAUUACAUCGACGGCUAGAGGAAGAACAGCAGAUUCUGCUCUCUCGACUAGAGGAGGAGGAGCAAGACAUUCUGCAGAGGCUUCGGGAAAAUGCUGCCCAGCUUGGAGAGCAACGUCGAGACCUUGCCCGCCUUGCUGCUGAGAUCGAGGGCAAGUGCCUACAGUCAGGUUUCGAGAUGCUCAAGGAUGUCAAAAGCACACUGGAAAAAUGUGAGAAGGUGAAGACCAUGGAGGUGACCUCGGUCUCCAUUGAGCUGGAAAAGAACUUCAGCAGCUUUCCCCGACAGUACUUUGCCCUAAGGAAGAUCCUUAAACAGCUGAUGGCGGAUGUGAUCCUGGACCCAGAGACAGCUCACCCUAACCUAGUGCUAUCAGAGGACCGAAAAAGUGUCAAGUUUGUGGAAACUCGGCUCCGGGACUUGCCUGAUACACCUCGGCGCUUUACCUUUUACCCCUGUGUCCUAGCCACAGAGGGCUUCACCUCAGGUCGUCACUACUGGGAGGUGGAAGUGGGUGAUAAGACCCACUGGGCAGUAGGUGUAUGUCAGGACUCUGUGAGCCGAAAAGGCGAGCUAACUCCUCUGCCUGAGACAGGAUACUGGAGGGUGCGACUGUGGAAUGGGGACAAAUAUGCAGCCACAACCUCACCUUUCACCCCUCUCUGCAUAAAAGUGAAACCCAAGCGGGUGGGUGUAUUCCUGGACUAUGAGGCUGGCACACUGUCUUUCUACAAUGUCACCGACCGCUCCCACAUCUAUACUUUUACUGAUACUUUCACUGAAAAACUAUGGCCACUCUUCUAUCCGGGUAUCCGAGCUGGGCGGAAGAAUGCCGCACCUCUUACCAUCCGGCCUCCCACAGAUUGGGAAUGAUGAUGGGAAAGGACAGGGUGGGAUGUUGAAGUAAUCAUGGUGAUAGA